This is a messenger RNA of Ramularia collo-cygni, 1593 nucleotides long. RefSeq lists its product as uncharacterized. NCBI's taxonomy places the organism in Eukaryota, Fungi, Ascomycota, Dothideomycetes, Mycosphaerellales, Mycosphaerellaceae. The transcript has 3 exons. Gene Ontology annotation, biological process: regulation of DNA-templated transcription. Bases 1 to 1593 code for a protein of 530 amino acids. Gene Ontology annotation, molecular function: zinc ion binding; DNA-binding transcription factor activity, RNA polymerase II-specific. The record is from RefSeq and is a predicted model, not a curated record.
AUGGGCCYCUACUAUUCCCAAGGCAGUAAUAACACGCACAACGCCAUGUACCAAACGCUAGCCGUCAGCUCUAAAAGUCCGGGCGGCCUCGUUAGCAAGCAGAGCUGUCUGCCAUGUCGGCGCAAGAAGAAGAAAUGUGACGGCGUGGUACCUGUUUGUGGACUUUGUCAGAACAGCUACAAGCGAGACGACUGUAUCUGGCUAGACUCUGAGAAGUUUCAACUCCACAGGAGGACGGCUACGACUUCCUCGAACGAGAAUGUGAUUGAAUGCCGGCAGGUAUUAUUAGGCCAUGAAUUACCAGACGAACUCGUCAAUGCUCUACCCCGAGAAGAGAUAUCCCAAGCAGCAAAUACAUUUCAGCUCAAAGCGCUCUGUAACAACCCUUCCUACGAACGCUCCUCAGUCUUACUUCUGGCACUUUCCCUGGCAAUACAACAUGAACCUCUAAUGCACGCCUGGAUCUCCUGUAUCCUCCUCGCGACCUCGGAUGACAACCCACAGCACCGACAACUAUCAGUCAUCCACUACAAUCAAGCAGUCAGCGGACUCGGAUCUGUAAUUCUAGAGGACAGUCCCACAGCUGAAUGGAAAAGAGCCACCGCACUCCUCUGCCAUGCUAUUGAACUCCUACAGCCCGUCCCCUCAUCACAUCUCGCUCGCUCACAUCUCAAAGGCGCGCAAUGUAUGUUCAAAUGGUCGGGACCAGAACCGGAUAUCCCGGAGUCAGAACACGGUACCUUACUCUUGGAGGCAUAUAUUCUCCGAACGACUUUGAACUGCCUCUCCCAGCAAAACAUGUACAGACACUUAUCCCUCGACUAUGUAUCGAAACUCCUAGGAGCGCAUCGAUCAGCCAUGGAACGACUCUCCUUGGACGUCACACCACAACAUUGUCCAUGGCUAGGAGCUCUAGGACCUGACCUGACGGAAUUAAUCUACAGAGUCUCCUGGAUGAUSGCAAAUCGCUCCUCCUCCUCUACAAACAACAAUCACCAUCACCAUCACCAUCAGGAUAAUAGUAGUAGUAGUAGUAGGAUAUUAGCCGAAGCCUGGGAUCGUUGCACUCAAGGUCUAUUAUCCGCAUCCGCAUCCGCAGCAGCCGGAACCAACAACUCCCACAACAACGACACAGACCAUCAUCAUCGUCUUCUUCCAAUAUACACCCACCAUGCCCGAACAAUCCACUUUCUCGCCUGCCAAGCCCUCCUUGCAACUCUGAUUCCUCCCGGGGAGGACGACGGCCAAUGUGCAUCAUCAUCAUCAUCAUCAUCAUCAUCACACAACACGAUCCUCAGGCAAUCAUCUCACAGGGGCCUUGAAAGACUUGAAUUUAUUACAAGACCUGCUUGUAAUGAUGACACUCUUUUAUGGCCUUUGGUGAUUUUCGGGGCGCUUUUACGGGGGGAUGAUGAUGAUGAUAGUGAUGAAUGGCAUCGAAAUUUGUGUGAGACUUUGAUGGGUCGAUAUUCUGGGAUUGUGCCUGCUUCUACUUUGAUGAGUAUUUUGAGUUUUUGGAAGAAUGUGAGGGGGAUUGGGGAGAGGAAGGAGAGGUUUGAGGAUUGUUUGCUUUUGAGGCAGAUUCUUUUUUGA